Chlamydomonas reinhardtii is the source of this 4285-nucleotide messenger RNA. RefSeq lists its product as uncharacterized. Gene Ontology annotation, molecular function: protein methyltransferase activity. The transcript is spliced from 11 exons. The record is from RefSeq and is a predicted model, not a curated record. Bases 48 to 4022 code for a protein of 1324 amino acids. Gene Ontology annotation, biological process: protein methylation. NCBI's taxonomy places the organism in Eukaryota, Viridiplantae, Chlorophyta, Chlorophyceae, Chlamydomonadales, Chlamydomonadaceae. Gene Ontology annotation, cellular component: nucleus.
GCCCUUGCGCACGUCACGCAGCACCCGACUGCAAUAUAUUGGAGGACAUGUUCGCAACCCACAAAAUCCUGCAGCUUUUGAUUUUGCUGCAUGCAGGCGCCGCGCCGCGUGGCGCUGCGGCCGCGCCGCUACAGCCCGCCAACAGUGAGCCAUGGCUGGCAGGACUCCGUGCCGCGCUGGCACUCCCGCCGCAAACCCUCGCUGCCGGCCCCUCACCACAAGCCUCCAGCAGCGACCCAGUCCCUGGGGUCUCGGGCGCUGCCGGUGAGGCUCUAGCCGCCCUUUCGGCCGGCCUGCUCUCGCUAUGGGACGCGCCAACAGCAGCUGCUCCUGCUGCUGGGCCUGCUCCAAGAACCGGCGCCCCCGCCAGCGACGAGCCUGCACCCACAGGAAGCAGCACCAGCAGCACUAGGACCAGCAGUAGCGCUAGCAGCAGUAGCACUCUUGGCGCUGCACUCGAUGGCGUCCUGGGCGGUGUACUCGGCGGCCCCGACUGGUCGAAGCUGCUGUUCGGGGGCCUGGGCGGCGACGCAACAGGGGGCGGUGGUGGCCUGCCGCCGCUGCAGCAAACACUCCAGUCACUGGAGUCACUGGAGUCACUGGAGUCACUGGACAAUGUGCGGUCAGCGCAGCGGCUGGAGGAUGCGGUGUCCGAGCUGUGGCGCCAGCUGCAGCAGCCGCAGCCACGUCCGCCCCCGCUGCAGCAGCAGGCGGCAGGCGGUCCUGCCGGUGGCGCUGUCGGUGUUGGGGGUGGGACGCAGGGAGCAGCAGGCGGCGGAGCAGGAGAUGGGACGGCGACGGGGCUUGACCGCCUGUCGGCGCUCCGCGACUGGCUGCAUGGGGAGCUGGCAGCGGUGCAGAAGGUGCUCCAGGACAGCGCCGGCGCAGGAAGCGGCGGGGCGGGCAGUAACAGCAGCGGCAGCGGUGGGGACUGCGGCGGCAGCGGCGCGGGUGCUACAGCAGCCUCGGCGGGGGCAGGCCAACGGCAAGGCUGUGUGCUGGACUCUGCGUUGGGUCACAGCCUGGCCUCGACUGCGUUCGGGCAGUGGCUCCGUGCAGAGGCUGUGCCUUUGGGUGCACCCGUUGGCGGUGGUGAUGGGGACAAGGGCGCAGGGGCCGCUUGCACGGCUGGUGCGUUGUGUGGCGCGGCCCCAGUGGCAGCGGGCACUGCGGGCAGCGCAGCCCCAGGCGGCGGGGAACCCAGCAGCAGUGGCAUUCCUGGUGGCGAUGCCGAAGUCGCGGCUGCCAAGCUUGAGGACAGCACCUCCAGCAGCCCGCCUGGGGGCGACCCCCCGAGCACGAACACAGCCAGUCGCCGCCAGCUGUUGCAAGGGGGCCUCGGGGCGUAUGCGCCUGCUACCACUGGCGCCGCGGGGGCCGGCAUGUCCGGUUCUGCGGCCGCAUCCACGGGUGGCGUUGCUGGUGGUGCUGGUGGUGCUGGUGCCGCGGGUGGAGCUGCUGCUGGGGGACUCCCUGCAAUGGCCACACCGCAGAGUCCCCGGCCCCUGAGGGACGCAGUGGCAGACGCGGCGCUCAACCUGCAGCGGCCGGUGGUGCGGGCCACAGAGCGGGCGCUGCAGCUGUACCGCAUCAUAGCGCAGGACCUGGGGGACGGCAACGUGCCGUUCACGGGCGGCCGCGUGCAGCGCAGGUGCGAGUACCGGCCGUACGUGUUCAGCCCGCGGAUGCCGGAUGCCAUGCCGCAGACCUACACCGGGCCCGCCUUCUACGUGACCCGCUCCGGCGGCAACUGCGCGCUGGUACCGGAGGUGGCGGGCGCGGGUGCCAACGUGUGGACGCAGCUGUUCAUGCGACUGGCGUGCUUCGGGCCCUCGCUGCAAUACCUGUUGCUGCCCGCCUCCUGCAGCGGCGUGUCGGACCUGCCCGAGAGCCUGCUGUGCCCGCGCUGCGUGCCCACGUCGCGCCUGGGCGCGGCCCUGGAUGUCAGCCUGUACGCCGCAGACCCCACCACAUUCAGCUUCUCCAGCAAGGAGGACUUCCUUGCGGCGCUGGCCCCCGGGGGCAGCAUGCCGCACCUGCUGCUAGGCGGCGGCAGUAGUGGCAGUAGCAGUAGCGACUGGGCCCUGCCGCCGGGGCUGCAGCCGGGCCGCGUGAUACGCUGGCUGCGGCGCCAGCUGCUGCAGCACAUGCGGGAAGCGGCUGCGGCGUUCCCCGAGUCUCAGGGGCUGUUGGAGUCCCUGGACCUGUCGCCCUUCAUAGAGGCGGCCGGGCAGCUGCUGGCCAGCGCCACUGGCGGCGGGGCGGCGGCGGCGGUGCCGGUGGCGGACGUGGGGCUGCAGGUAUGGCGUGGCGCCUGCCUGCUCUGUGACUGGCUGCUGUCGGCCGGAGGCUGCAGCGGCGGUGGCGGCAGAGGCGGCGGAGGUGGUGGCGGCGGCGGCAGAGAUGGCGGCGGCGGUUGUGGCAGUGGUUCGGGUGGGCGGGGUUCGCCGCCAGCGGUUCCCGGCAGUCCUGGCGUGCGAGGCGCGGUGGUGAUGGAGCUGGGCGGCGGCGUGGGCCUGGGUGCAGUGGCUGCGGCCAUGGCCGGCGCCGCCCGCGUGGUGGUCACGGACGUCCACGCGGGCGCACGGGCACUGGCGGCGGCCAAUGUGGCGGCCAACAGCCCCCUCAUAGCCGCAUGCCGCCGCCGCCGCACCAGCAGCCGCUGCAGCCCGCAGGCGCAGCGGGAGAAUGCGUGGCAGCAGCAGCAGCAGCAGCAUGCCGGCGACGAAGUGAGGCUGCGGAGGCCAGAGCAGGGUCCGGCGCGGGAAGCGAGUCAAAUAGGGCACGCUGACAGCGAGGCGGAUGGCACAAUUGGGGUUGAUGUGGAGGUGGAGGUGUGCCCGUUGGACUGGAUGGACUUCCUGACCUAUGGCAGCACGUUGCGGGACAGCGGCAGUGGCAGCGGUGGCGAUCACCCAGGUGACGGCGACGCCGGCGGCGACGACAGCAGCCGGGGCUGCCGAGGUACAGCUGCUGGCGGCGGCGACGGCGGUGGCGGCGGCGGCGGCGGCGUUGCUGGCAAGGGCAGUGCAGCAGCGCCGGUGGGCUGCGGAGGUGCCGGCAUCCGCGGAGCCCGUCGGCGUGUCAGCGGCGCGGCCAUUCUGCGGGCGCUGCAGGCGGAGGACGCCACGGCGGCGGCAGGGCAGCUGCAAAACCCGCCGGAAGUGGAUGGCACCGACGGCAGUGCAAGUGGCAGAGCUGCAGGCUCCGCGCCUGCGGCUGUGGCUGGGACCGCUGAGGCUGCGGCUCCGCCACUGAUACCGCCACCAGCUGCUGCUGCAGGCGUGAUGGUGCGGGAGGAGGGCGGCAUUGGCCCAGUGCUGCGAGCACUGGAGCAAACCGAGGCGCCGGUGCUGCUGGUGGCGGCCGACAUGGCCUACGACCCCGCCCUGAACGAGGGCUUCGCCAAGUGCGCCGCCGCGCUACUGGAGGUGCGCGCCGCAGCCCUGCGGCGGCACCAGGAGCAGCAGGAGCACGAACAGCGGGAGCAGCAGCAGGAGCAUGAGAGGGACCAGCAGGGGCAUGAGAAGCAGGGCCCUGGGGGUGCGGAUGGGGGCUGCGGGGCGGUGUUGGAGGCGGUGCCGCGGCUGGUGGUGGCAAUGGAGCGGCGGUACGUGUUCAGUCUGUCGGCACUUGCCGCGACGGCGCCCGCCGCAGACGACUUCAUGACCUACGUGCGGGUGGGUGGGCGCGAGCAGCCAGGAGAGGGGGCAGCGGAGGGGGCAGAGCAGGCCUGGCAGCAGCAGCAACACCACCAGGACCAGCAGCAGCAGCCGCGGCAGCAUCAGGAGCAGCCGCAGCAGCCGGAGCAGCAGCAAGAUCAGCAGCCAGAGCAGCAGCAGCAGCAAGUGGGCCCGGGCCGUCCCAGUCGUCGCACCCCGCUGUUCACGGGCCGGCGGCUGCCACUGGAGCGUGUGCCCCAGGUGCUGCGGUACGAGCGCUGUCCUCAGCUGGAGCUGUGGGAGCUCACGGCCGUGGGGGCGGAGGGAGGGCCGGGGGCUGGGGCGGACGUUGGCACUUAGGCACGUGGCAGGUGGAGCGGAUGGAGAGGGGCCGUGUGAGCGGCGCAUGUGAUUGGAGUCCUGAGAGGCGGCGACGUGCCGUUGAUUUCCCAGUGCAAGCAAGAGAGCAGAGAUUGGUGACAAGCAUACGGUUGUCCCGAGUGUGAUGGCCAACAUCCCGGUCUUGGGCAGCGACCUGCCCAAGCGCGGGCAAGGGUGCGCGGCUGCGGCCUGCGGGCGUGGCGCGGCCUGCUGAGCAUAUGGCUUCACUCAUCAAGCAUCCA